CUCACGUCUCCGAACGUCUGUUGCUCUGUCGAUCGUACGGACGGACGGAAUGGAGCUCGCCGAAGCGUUCGUCAACGGCAUCGCAACGGCCGCCGAUCCACGCAAGCUUGGCGACGCGGGCUACGCCAAACUGCUCGACAAAGUCUUCGCAGUCGUUACUGCCGACGCCGAGUCGGGCGCUGAAGGUGAGGACGACGAGUCGACAGCAGACGACGCCUUCAAAGAUGGCGGCGCCGGCCUGAUAGCGUUGGUGCUCGAAAGUGCUCGCUUCAACCUGGACGAUUCGCAGUUCGCGUUGCGACUCGAGGAGUACGGGAUGACGGGAGCCCGCGCGGACGCCCUGACCCGCAGGUAUGCCGCCAACAGGCAGCUCGUGCGCCUAGAGUUGAGUCGCAUCGGGCGCCGGCCGCCUCACGUCGUCGGAGUUGACUGGAGCGUCGACUAUCGCGUCAAGAGCAACCACCUAGAGCGCAUCGGGGAGCCCGCGUUCCACGUGGAACUGAAGACGACUUCGUCCGAGGGUCCAGUCCACUUCUCGUGCAACAUGGCGCAGAUGCAAGACCUCGUGCACAGUCUUCGAGACGCGGCGAAGUGCGUUGAAAACAAGGCGCAGGGGGGCGGUUCCUGAAAAGUUCUAAAACGCCCUGGUCUUUGUAAAUACUCGUUGUAAAUAAAACCGUUUGUCUAGAUAA
This is a messenger RNA of Rhipicephalus microplus (southern cattle tick), 692 nucleotides long. Its product is annotated as COMM domain-containing protein 3. The record is from RefSeq and is a predicted model, not a curated record. NCBI's taxonomy places the organism in Eukaryota, Metazoa, Arthropoda, Arachnida, Ixodida, Ixodidae. Gene Ontology annotation, biological process: sodium ion transport.